Trichobilharzia regenti is the source of this 830-nucleotide messenger RNA. NCBI's taxonomy places the organism in Eukaryota, Metazoa, Platyhelminthes, Trematoda, Strigeidida, Schistosomatidae. The record is from the annotation of a GenBank genome assembly.
UCGGUACCGACUGUUAUUGCAUUUGAAGUUAUAGGAGAUGAUGCCUGAAAAUGUGGCUGCAGCGUCAACUUCACACGAUGAGGAAUCUGUAUUUUGUGAUGUUGGUUACAUAUUCCAACGUAUUAUGCUUUCGUGUUCCUUUUACACCUGGGAUAAAUUUCAACAAGCUUUUAAUGAAUUCAUGAAGGAGUCAAAUACCUCAUAUCGGAUAGCGUCAAGUCUCUCAUUCGACAAAUCUGGCCCAAUAAAAUAUAAAUAUGUAAAAUAUGAGUGCACUUUUGGCGGCGAACGUGUCUCUAGAGGUUGUGGAUUGAGGAACAGAGGGAGUAAAAGUAUUGGCUGUAGAUCCCAAAUAGCAGUCAGUUACACAAAGAAUAAAUAUAGGAUUACACUGUACAAAACUGUGCACAACCAUCCAUGCACUGAAGAAUUUAUUGCAGCUGGCUUAUCAAGACGUAGAUUAUCAGAAGAUGAUAAGGUGCGUGUUGUUGUACAGCCAUUGAUUGAAAGGAAUGCUAAUGUGCAAGAAAAAAUUAUGAAUUUGACAAAUCAGAGGUUCGAUAAAGUCUUAUUCGGUGAUGAUGAUGUGAGAAAUCUACGGAGCAGAAUCAAGGAGAAUAUCCCCCCUAGUGCAACUAGUAAUUUCCGUAAUGUGUAUGAACGCCUUCGAAGUCGUAUUGCGCGUCUUAACCGACAGUAUCCGAAUAUGACUAUUCGAGAAAUGAAGAAAAUGAUCAGGAGAUUUGACAUUCUCUUAGGUAAUUCACCAGAUAGAACAUACUACAAAUCCCACCGUCUUGUGUGUUAAUCGAGUCUUUUUUUUAUAAAAC